AUGUUCACGAAAACUGUUGUAUUUUUCUGUUUACAGAGCUUGUUUAUACAGGGUCUCUCGGCUCAAUGUAUUGGAGCAUACAACGGCCUGUCUUCUAAUGCCUUGUCCUGGGAGAACAGCAUGAACUGGCCGGGAAGUGCGAUGUCCUGGGAGGCUGGUGUUCCUUACGGAGCCGCACCUUGUGCUGCUUCCUACUCCGCCGCGUCUCUGGCUGCUGCUCCGUUUGCCGCUGAGUGGGCCGCUGGUUACUCGCCGGCAUCUCUCGCUGCCUCUAACGGCGGUGGGCUCGCCAUAAACAGUUUCUCCCCCAUGGCUCCUACUGGCGUGUCAAUGAACUCUGAGAACAUGUACGAAGGACCGCUGGCUGUGUCCGGCGCGGUUCCAUUCCUUGGCGCUGUGGCGUUAGAAGGAAACCUACCAACAGGGGGAGCGGGCGCUGUAGCGUACGGUAGUGGCAAUGGAAACGUAGCCAUGUUGAGUGAAGACUAUGCUGGCGCGGGUUACGGGGCUGGCUUGGCUGGAGCAGCUUAUGGUUAUAAUGGUCUCGCUGGACCACUGGCUUUGGAAGCUGGCAACCUUGGAGCAGCUUAUGGUUACAACAACUACAAUGGAGCUAGAUUUGGAGGUUGUGGCUGCGGUGCCAUCUACUAA
Molecule: messenger RNA, 651 nt
Organism: Danaus chrysippus (African queen)
Lineage: Eukaryota; Metazoa; Arthropoda; Insecta; Lepidoptera; Nymphalidae
Source: the annotation of a GenBank genome assembly